This is a messenger RNA of Durusdinium trenchii, 1368 nucleotides long. The record is from the annotation of a GenBank genome assembly. Lineage: Eukaryota; Dinophyceae; Suessiales; Symbiodiniaceae.
AUGGUGGCAGGCCGCGCCUGUGACUUAGACCCGAUGGAGGAGGUGCAGUCCCUCAUCACUUCGUCCACAGCCUCGCCUAAGAGCUGCGUUGGAACCAGAUUCGUGUUGCUGGGUGUUGUGCUGCUCAGCCUCGGCACGUGCAGCACAUACUACGCGUUUCGCAUGAACUGCUCGCGCGACCACCAGCCAGAUGAGGUGGAGAUCUUGGAGAAGAUGCUUUUGUACCAGAAGAUGAGACUUUUGCGGAAUUUGUCUGACGAGGAGUUCAACAAGAACCACGUUGACGUAACCGCUUUGCCUGCAACUGGCCCUUUGUUUUGGCGGCAGAAAGAGACCCGUUUGAUUGCCCGAAAUUUGGGCUUCUCAACUUCAUUGAAAGAUGGCGAAGUGACGAUCACCAGAGAGUCCAGUACAGAUGUGUUUGUACGGGUGAGUCUUUGCAUGACUGACGUUUCGCUGAUGACCCUCAAACUGAUGGCCGCCAUGCUUUCCUUGGAGGCGUCCAUUCAUGUGUGCAACCUGCCCACUGCAACAGCGGCUUCGAGCCCAGAGACCAAAGAGUUCGAACGAGUGUGGCUUGGAAAUCGACGUUUGCUUGAAGGGAAUCGCACUGCAAAGCCGCCACGGCGCUUGGCCUUCAAUAUUCCGGCGUCUUCGGUGCAGAAAAACAGUAUCAAAGAGGCUCGCAUGUCUUGUGCAUCCCAAAUCAACGGAAUGAUUUCGAGCUUAUCUGGAGUGAGUCAAUACAUAUCGGAUUCCAUCUACACAUGUCCACCACCUAAUGAGGUGAAAUCAAACUAUCCAGCCAGGUGCAGCAUGGGUAUUAGCCUGCUGAUCUUUGGACUGACGAAGAGUGCAGCUGCGUUGAGUGACAUCGCCGUCGAGUGUAAGGACCCCACCACUGGCUUGAUACCUUAUGCAAAAGAAUUUGAACCAGGUCGAGAGGAAAUCAUUCUUGCAGCUUGCCUCAACAAUAUCGGACAGGGCAUGAGCUACCUUGCUCGAGUUGGCUAUGAACUGAAUACGAUCGCCACUGCACCGGGCGUUUGUCCGAAAUACCCCAGCAGCAAUCAGCGGGAAGUUUGUAUGGAGAACAUCGGCUCCCUGCUGGCCGACAUCGGCCAAGUGGCCACCUACUUCUCCGCUGCCGCCAGCGGUUGCGGUGCAAUGAACCUGGUGCCCUACUCCUGCGCCUCGCGCAUCGCAGGCACCAUCACGGGUUUGUUCGAUACUAUCCAAGCGGUGGGCGCUAUGGCGGCCUGGUGCGAUCACCCUGGCGUGUUCAAGAGAAAUAUCUCGGCACGUGUCAGUGAGUUUGAAGAGAAAGUGCACAAUGCUCGGUACCAACACACCAUCAAUCUAAAUUGA